AUGCGAAGGUAUCUAGCGGCAAGGACUGCCACGCUGGGGGGCGCGCACGAGGACACGCUGAAGACAGCGGGCAACCUCGGGCUGGUGCUCUACAGUCAGCGGCGUACCUCGGAGGCGCUGCCGCUGCUGCGCGAGACCAUGCAGGGCCUGGUCCACGUGUUGGGCCGCCAGCACCCCCUCACCCUCACGGUGAUGCAGAACCUCAGCCUCGCCAUGGGCGACCAGGAGCCCGCCUCGAGCGAGGCCCUGCGCCUGGGGAGGGAGGCCGCCGAGGGGAAGCAGCUGGCCCUGGGCUCCGAGAACCCGGACACCCUCGAGGGCUGGCGCGAUCUGGCGACGCUCCUGGAGAGGGCGGGGCGGUGGGAGGAGGCCGAGCGGUUCUUGAGGCAGGCGCUGGCCGGCCAGGAGCGGCUGCUCGGCUUCAACAGCAAGGCGGCUCAGCAGACGCUGCGGCAGCUCAGCGAGCUGCUGAGGAGGCAGGGCAGCGCGGAGGAGGCAGAGGAGCUGCGGAGGGAGCACAGCGUGGGCGUCGUCGUCUCCGCAGCCCCGCUGCCCGACCCGAAGCACAGGGGCCCGCUGGUGCUCGUGCUGCUUGCCCUCUACGUGCUCCCUGCCUGCCGGGGGUGCGGCAUUGGCAGGGCGGCAAUGGAGCUCUGGAAGGGCUUCGCGCGCGGGUCGGCCGCCGCAGCGCUGGAGCUCGAGCUGAAGCCCGCCGCCGACUGCUGGGGCUUCUUCUCGGAAGCUGUGGGCAUGGUGGGGCAGCGGCAGCAGGGCACAGACGGCACAGCGCCUGCGCAGCUGCGCUACGCCCUGUGA
Prorocentrum cordatum is the source of this 816-nucleotide messenger RNA. The record is from the annotation of a GenBank genome assembly. NCBI's taxonomy places the organism in Eukaryota, Dinophyceae, Prorocentrales, Prorocentraceae.